CGUUUUCAUAUCAGGCGGCGUGUUAUAGGUUUCUGAUAUUUGAACCCAAAUUCUCACCGGCGAUCGAUUUUUGCAACAUUGGGUUCGUGAAGAUGGUGGGGAAAUCAGUAAAAUUAUCUUCGAAAGACGUUACACCGGUUAAACUUAUUAGUCGAGGUUUAGUAUCUGAUUCAAUUGCUAGAAACAUCAAAGUGUGCCGCAACAAAGGGGACUUAUCUGAUAUCAGUGAUGCUGAGGUUGCUGGUUAUCUAAGUAAUAAAGAAGAAUUCAUUUUCAAGAAGAGAGCUUGGGAAUUGAUGAACCCUGAGUACCAAAAGGGAAAGAGGAGGAAAGUCGCCAAUGAGAAAAAGAAGGAUCCUGCUAAUAAGACUGCUCCUAGUAAGAAAGCUUUUGCAACCAGAACCCCAAGCAAUGUAGAAACUGAAAAUGCAAAGAGACCGAGUUUGGAAAUCAAUUACGAUGCCUUGGAUAAGCUAUUUGGUGAUGAUAACUCUCCAAAGAGGGAUAAUCUAGAGAAAGCAGUCGGUGUUGGUGACCAAGUGGAAUAUUCAAAUCAUAGCAGUGAAGAAAGCCUUUUGAAACCUCCGGGUUCUGAGGAAGAAGAACCAGCCUGGAGUGAGGAUUACAGUAAUGAAGAUGCGUAUAGAGGAGAUGAAGAAUGCUAUGGUAAUGAAGAUCUUGAAUUUGAAGAUGAAGUUGAAGAAGAAGAUGAUGAAGGGAUUAUUUGGUGAUCUCAUCUUAUGUUGUGAAGUGAUCUCAACAUGUCUUACUCGGAACAUUUGUUUUCUUGAAGUCUAUAGUGAUCUCUACAUCUCUUUAUUUGAUUCAUCAUCUUCCUAUCUAACAAAGCCACAUUAAUUUGCUGAUUCACAUGAUUAAUAACACAGUGACUGGCUCUAUUGCUUUUGUCAUCUGCAAA
Molecule: messenger RNA, 919 nt
Organism: Camelina sativa (false flax)
Lineage: Eukaryota; Viridiplantae; Streptophyta; Magnoliopsida; Brassicales; Brassicaceae
Source: RefSeq, a predicted model, not a curated record